Messenger RNA from Cadophora gregata, 3698 nucleotides. RefSeq lists its product as uncharacterized. NCBI's taxonomy places the organism in Eukaryota, Fungi, Ascomycota, Leotiomycetes, Helotiales, Ploettnerulaceae. The transcript is spliced from 4 exons. The record is from RefSeq and is a predicted model, not a curated record. Gene Ontology annotation, molecular function: chromate transmembrane transporter activity. Bases 214 to 1707 code for a protein of 497 amino acids. Gene Ontology annotation, biological process: chromate transport.
CUGAACUUACCUUAGAAGUGAUGUUUUUUUUGUCCAAGAAAUUCAAAUAUUAUUUGCUGGCUACUUCCCCAGCACGUGCCGUCCGCUUCCAAUCACAGGGCCCCAGUGACAUUCCCCAAGAUCUCGGCAGAGACGCCUCAUCUUCAAUUAAAUUCUAACGACAACCCCGACUUGCAAACCUGCCCCUGAUAUACUCGAGAAAGCGUCAUAUCGAUGGCGAUCAGAAAAUGGCAUCCGGGCCAGCUUGGAAAGCGGCUCUGGGAGGUGGUCGAGCAAGGCUGGUAUCUGGGUUUCACAGCGUUUGGAGGCCCGCCUGUUCAUUUUAAGAUUUUCCACGAUAAAUAUGUUGAUAAAUUAGGAUGGAUUGAUGAGCAAAUGUACCAAGAGCUUUUCGCAGUCUGCCAGGCAUUUUCGGGACCCGGAAGCACAAAGAUGCUGUACUGCUUGAACCUCAUCCACGAUGGAUUCAUCCCCGCCGUCGUCGCACUACUUAUUUGGUCGCUUCCAGGUGCCCUUGGAAUGUAUGGCUUCUCAGUAGGGGUAUCCAAUAUUGGCGAAACCCUGCCUCGACAAGUGUACGCGUUGCUAUCAGGACUAAAUGCUGCAGUCGUUGGGAUCAUCGCUCUUGCAGCUGUGCAGCUUGCUCAGAAAGCUAUCACUGAUAGAAUCACCAGGAUCUUGGUGUUUCUCGGAGCCACGGCUGGCCUGAUGUACAACGCCUUGUGGUAUUUUCCAUUGCUGAUGUUGCUUGGUGGGAGUGCUUCUGUUAUAUUCGACUACCGAUUACUUCAUCCCGCUGUCAAGUGGGCCAUAAAUCUCAGACAAAGGAACACUGCAGCAAAUGAGGAGAAUGGAACAGGAUUACCGACUCUUGUAUCGCAGCCUACGACAGGAAAACCUGGAGAUGACAUCGAAACAAUAGCACAAGAGCCAUCUAGCUCAGCGGCAGGCACCAACAAGACAAUGUCGCGAGUAGAGGAUCCCUCUAAUGAAAGACAAGAACCUCGAAUCAUCCCCACCGCUCGAUCAAUCAACAUCUCCUGGCAAUUCGGUACCGUAAUCCUGGUGGCUUUCGCCAUUGCAUUCAUCAUAAUCAUGGUCCUUCGCGGCACGCUCCCCAACAAACCCAUCCUCUUCCAACUCUUCUCCAACAUGUUUCUCGCCGGUACCAUCAUCUUUGGCGGAGGUCCCGUCGUCAUUCCUCUACUGAGAGAAUAUGUGGUAUCAGAAGGCUGGGUCACGCCUCGGGACUUCCUUCUCGGUCUCGCCAUUAUCCAAGCCUUUCCAGGGCCAAACUUUAACUUUGCUGUAUAUUUGGGAGGUCUGACGGCCGUCUUUGGAGGUCACAAUGCCGCUGUGGGUUCUUUACUGGGGUAUCUUGGUAUCUUUCUUCCCGGAAUUGUGACUGUUCAUGGAACGAUGGGGAUUUGGAGUGCUAUUCGAGAGAAGCGGUGGGUGAAGAGUGCGUUGAGGGGUGUGAAUGCUGCGGCUGUUGGACUUAUCUAUACCGCUGUGUAUAGGCUGUGGCAGAUUGGGUUCAUUGAUGAAGGUUUUGAAGCUGGCAAAAGCUUAGGCGACGAUCCUUGGUGGGUGGUGGUGGGUGUGACCAGUUACGUUGGUGGGAUGUGGUUCAAUGUCAGUGCCCCUGUGGCCAUUGUAUUAGGAGCAGUGAUGGGGUUGAUUCGGUAUGCCGUUGUCAAUUCGUAACUCUAACACCGAAAUGAUUGGAGAAUGAAUAGAUGCGGAAACUUGAUACUGAAUAUCUGUCUUUGAUAACAACCUCACUGCUAGACGACUCAUAUUUUCAACGUUACAGACAAGAAUUGUAGGAUGAGACGUCACCUGGGAGUUUAUUGAUAUUAUUGCAUACAUUCUGUGUCUCUUUCAAUCAAAUAGAACCUCAGCGAGGCGACCCUUCGCUUCCUCUGGAUCCCAAUCAACCAGCUUACGGUCUUUUGUCUCCUCCAUUUUUCGAUCCACGAAGACGUCCAUGGCAGCUUUCUCCACAUCGCUCAGGAGAUACAGCCUUGUCUUCCAUAACUCAUCCUUUGAGAUGUCACUCGGUCUCACUCCAAAGAACUUCUCAUCCAAGAACUUCCAAUAGAGAGCGUCAAAAGCCCAACUCUUUCUCGCCGCGUAACUGAGCCAGAACCUACCCGUUUCCCAGCUCUCGCGCAUGUAUUUCGACAGUGGGACUUCCAAGGAUCUCUUAGUUGAGUCCACAGUAGCUUCAGCCUCGGCCCUCUGCACAGCUGAUAGCCAAAUUCUCAUCCGUGGUUCGUAGAAUUGGACCCAGUCGUCGAUACCUUUGUCCCACAUCUCAGGCGCAUCAAGGACCAGCCACCACGGCGGGUCAAGGGAGAAUUGACUAGGCGCAGCAUACGUGAACUCCCAGUCAAUGAUAGCAGCGAUGUUAUCAUUUUUAUCAAGAAGGAUGUUACCCGCUCGUAGGUCAUCGCAAUAGAGUCGAAAAGAGUCUGUGUUAGGAGGCUCGGGCGACACAAUCGAGCUGUUGGUCUUGGACUGUGCUGACCAGUGGUCCUCUCUGAAACCGAAACUUGAGAGUUUGCCCUCCCGUGCAAGCUUACGAAAGAUCUGGCGCGCAACGUAUUUGUUUCUGCAGUCAUUUUCUGAGGAGACAAGGUCAUUGUGUUGAAAGACAAGCUGAGCCAGAUGCAAAUUGGCGAGCUCGGUGUAAUAUUCGUCAGCAGUACCAAACGUCUUAUCCUUCGGCGGUAGAAUCGAGGGUGGGAUGCCAGCCAGUUGAAGCAUAUCGUUCAUGUCACGGGUAAUUGGCCGAGUAGCCACAGUAUAGGAACCCGCCUUGGUCUCGACCAAAGAUCCUACGCGACAAAAGGUAUGCUGAGAGAGCUCCAGUAAACAGUUUGCGACUUUUUUGUACAGGUCCUCAAGAAAGUCUUCCGAAAUAUUAGGGUCCAGAAUAAAGGUUUGGUCGGUGUCGUGGUUGGUGGCGUUGAGUGCAGUGGACAUGGAGUGCUGGUGUUGAACAUGCUUGAUGAUCAUAUAUUGACCUAGUCCUGAGCUUUUGCCGUGAAAGAGUACUGAGGCUACUGGUAUUUGAGUAUGCUUUUCGAUAUAGCUGGCAGUCGCAGCCUCAAUCAAGGUCUUUUCUUCUGGGAACUGAGCAUAGCAGGGAAUGGGCCUCCGUACGAUGACAUCGGAGGCGUAGGAUUCAACCUGCAGUCUGUAAACUAUAUUGAAGCCGCCAAUAUUCAUUGGCGAGACCCAGGUCGAAGGACAACCAAACUUUUCUGAUGCCAAUGCCUCAACAAGGUGGAUGGUGGAUCUCUGGCGCAAUUCUGGUUGAACCCUUUCCCAUUCCUCGUCAUUUUGGUCCCAGAUCAAGUUGUCGAAGUCUUCCCCAGUAUCUUCCAUGACUGGAUUUUACCCUCAAAAAUAAAACGUGGUUUGGAAGCGAAAAUGGAGGGAAGGACUGGUAAAAAUGACUCUGGGGAGCUGCUGGAGUCCUAGAUCCGAUAUUAGGUGGUCUCAUAUGCUCGCCCUGUCUGAUCCGCUGAUGUUCACGCAAACCGGCGGGGAAAGCUGGAGGCGGGCGGUAAAUGAUGCGCGUUCUUGCUCGGGCCUGAUUCGGAUGUACCCACGGCAGCUUGAAGUGUGUGAUGAAUCGUCUUUCACAGCCUACUUGUGCUGUUGUUCCACAAAUAGGAAUAUGGAGG